Pecten maximus is the source of this 4424-nucleotide messenger RNA. RefSeq lists its product as uncharacterized. Lineage: Eukaryota; Metazoa; Mollusca; Bivalvia; Pectinida; Pectinidae. Gene Ontology annotation, molecular function: ATP binding; transmembrane receptor protein tyrosine kinase activity; protein binding. Gene Ontology annotation, biological process: protein phosphorylation; multicellular organism development; cell surface receptor protein tyrosine kinase signaling pathway. Gene Ontology annotation, cellular component: signaling receptor complex. The record is from RefSeq and is a predicted model, not a curated record. The transcript has 23 exons. Bases 149 to 3964 code for a protein of 1271 amino acids.
AUGUAAUAAACAUGCAUUUUUUCAUAUAUAUAUAAAUAUAGACUACUACGUAAGGUACAGGUCGACAAUGUCACGUGAUCAGUUUGGUAUUUAGGUUCAAUUUAACUUCCUGGUUUGCAUUAUACGUCUGUUGGAGUUUGCUGAUAGAAUGGGGACUUUUGGUUCCCGAAAUUUGGCUCUACUUGGAUGUUCCUUUUUCAUACUUUCUGUCUUCAUAGGGUCGACGGAAGCAUGGACUGGGAGGGUUUGCAGUAGAUCGGUGCGUGCGACCCGUUGGGAGACAUACUGCUACUACUGGUCAGGGAGAUACUGUUGCGGAUACAAACGAAGGAUAGUGACCUACUACAAAACACAGAACUAUUGUUGUGGCGGGUGGCAGGAAACCAGUCCUGGCAAUCACAAUUGCAACAAGCCCGUGUGUAGGCCGUAUUGUUUCAAUAGAGGGACAUGCACCAGUCCAGACUAUUGUACCUGUCCAGACGGACACACGGGACGACUGUGUGAAGACAAGGAAUGUGCAUCGCAUCUAAAACCUUGUUAUCCUGGAUGGUGUGACAAUAAUAACUGCAAAUGCUUCGGUGGGUUUGGAAAUACCGGUUGUAUAGAAGUGAUAUCGCCCACGUAUAAACCAAUCAUCGACAGUUGCCAAACAGUUUUCUCAUUAUUCGACCGUGUAUUAGAUAUGAAGAGGUACCAGUACACAGUUGAUGCCACGGGAAAGAAUGAAACAGAAAUCCUUUGGGUGAAUCAGAAUGAUUACAACAUGCUCAACAUGACAUUCGACGUAUCCAUGGAUUGGCAGUCGCUCAAGGAAUUCCUACCCAUGAUGCCAGAUUACAUUGGCGAGUAUACGAUUGGAGUCAUUAGCGCCAUGGUGGACACUGCCUAUUCACGAUUACCGUUACCAGGUCAGACCGAGAGAGAAGUUGUAACAGAGGGAGCAGAAACUUACAAGUGCCAAGGGUUAUCGAACCUUAAUCCAGUCACAAACGAUCAGCUGAAAUGCCGACUUAAUGAAAACAGCUUUCAACUAGCAAUACGUUCAGGAGACUGGUUUACCUUCACAUUUUCCGCUAAGACGGGAGGGUUCCGAAGGCUGAUCAAUACAAAUAAUAACCAACCAUAUGCAACACAGAAUUACACUGGAAAUAUUCAAACUGUCAAAGUGAUGCAAUUCAAGUUUGAUUUUGAAGUUCCUGAACACUGCAGUACAUCAUGCCCAACACAGCCUCCUUUGGAAAUACUGAGCGAUAUAACGAAGGAGCCUAUCAAUGCCCGUUGGUCCGGUUGGUCAGACGGCCUCAGCGGGGUGGCUGAUUACACGCUAGAAGUCUUUAAGCUGAGUCCUAAUCAAUUCUCCAAAGUUCUAGAGGAGGCUCGCCCACUUGAUCCUGUAAAAUUGUUUAGAAUGAACCACACCAAUUUCGGUUUAGAGUACACUAAAAUCUACACCCCGCCCGAAGCCGGUAUGUACAGUUUGAUUUUAGAGAUACGGGAUUUAGCCAAUAAUACUGUCUAUGUCAGGAGAUUCGCCUUGUAUGACCCUGUGUCAGACAUAACGGUCAGCAGUGACCAUCAACUGGCAGUAGUGUCUGCUGAAGCAGACACGAAAUAUGGGUGGCAGUCAUUCUACGGUGAUUCUUCUGAUCAAGGAACCAUUAUAAAUGUAUCAUGGAAAGAUUACUUCGUAAACAAAUUCCAUGAAGACAAUUUCCUACUUAAUCCCAUCGAUCCUUAUCCUCCUCAACUGGACGACGGCGGUCGACGUGGAGAAGGAUACAAGAAGAUAUUAGAGGAGUUUGAGGAUAAAGAAGGAGAGAGACAGACGACGAAGAUUCCUAAUGCUCGAGGAAUCGUCAGAUUUGACAUCGUUUCUGAUUAUGCAGGCGAUGGCGGAUCGUCGCUUGUGACUCCACCAAAUACCUGGCGCACAGUGGAUGGUAUUAAAGACGGGGAUACGGAGAGUUUUGCUGCCGGUGCUAUUACGGAUGGAAUCACUGUUAAGGUUUGGGUUCGAGCCUCCGACGCGAUGGGUAACACUAGGACGGAAUCAACACUAGUUAGUUUUGACAUGUCUCACCCCGAGGUCAUCACAGCUCCUUCAAUGCAAACCAAUAUCGCAAAGGGAGCGUUUCCGUUUUCUAGUCGCAUUAAUGUAGGAUGCCGGGACGUAGAAAGUGGAGUGUACAAAAUACAUUGGAGACUCCGAAUGGCUAACAACAGGUCAUUUGUGAAAAUGGAAGGGGAUGCAAUAAAUCCAGUGCAAACAAGUGCUUGCACUAAUGACUGCUACAGGACUAGAAUAGAUGAAUGGUAUAAUCGUAGUAUUGAGUUUGAUAUCAACCACUGCUGGAUGAGGGUCCCUAAGGAAAAUCUCGACACUCAGGUGAUGGAGGUGGAGAUGAAGAUAUUUAACUCGGCGAUGCUUUCAGUAACUGAGGUUAUGACGAUUAGAAGCAUCAGAAAUUUCACUGGUAUUGAAGACUAUUUUGGACCAAUGAAUAUUCAGAUGACGAGACAGUCCGAGACUGGUGUUAGUUUAUCAUGGGACCACGCCCCUUCCUGUUAUGCACGCAACACAAUUCUCGUUGUCGUCGUGAUGCCGGACAAUAGCAAUAAAACCCUGAGAGCGGACAGAGACGCUGACCGAUUUGACAUCACUGGAUUGGUGGAGAAUACGCAGUAUCCAGUUAAACUUUACACCGUCUACAUCAUCGAUGACGAGACCGAAAAGACCACUUUAAGCCAGGUGUCUACCUACACCAUAAAGACAGCACCAAAACCAGAGGACAAAGGCUUAUCUGGCGGUGCAAUAGCUGGCAUUGUGAUCGUGAUUCUGCUGCUAAUAGUCAUUGCCAUCGGUAUUGUUCUGUUAUGGAGGACUGGGAAACUUCAAGUGAUGUUGGAGCGAAUAAGAAGCAGACGGGGUCAAGAGGAAGCUCCUUCUAUUAGUUUCAGUAACGAACCAUACAUGAGGAAAAAGUCCCAUUUUGGCAGAGGAGAAAAGAACAAGGCAUAUUCCAGAACCUUUGAUGAUGACAUGAUAUACUAUGGCGAGGUUGAUCUUUCUAAGCAGCCAUGGACACUCUCGCGAAAGGAUAUCUCACUUGAGGAACAAAUAAAGUCAGGUCGUUUUGCCACUAUCUUUAAGGCGAAAAUGUUUUCCAGUCAACAGAGGGAUGCCGAUAACGUGGUGGUGAAAACAUUGAAAGGGGAUUACACCGAAAAGGACCUGACGUUGAUGAAGGCUAAAAUUACUUUUUAUGGGUCUGAAGUUGGUAACCAUCCAAAUGUCCUCAAGUUUAUCGGGGCCGUCGACGACAUCGCACUGGGUCCGUUCAUGGUAUUGGAAUACUGUGAAAAUGGCACAAUGAAAGACUACCUAACAAGUCAUAAAGACCGUGUGGAUGAACAGAUGCACGAACGGCUCUUCAAAUUCACCUUUGACAUCUCCAAAGGCAUGGAAUACUUGGCCAACAAGAAGAUUGUCCAUCGUAGAUUGGCAGCCAGAAACAUCCUCCUUACGUUCCUCCAUGAGGCAAAGAUAUCCGGCUUUGGACCAGUACCCAAUGAGGCUGAUGAUGGUGCAAAAGAGGAGCGGAUCCCCGUUAAAUGGUUACCACCAGAGUGUAUCGAAGAAAGCUCCACCCGGUACGCCAAUGAAAAGUCCGACGUGUGGUCCUAUGGUAUUGUGAUGUGGGAAAUCUUUACACUCGGUGACGUCCCCUUCCCGGAUAUCCGGUCAGCGAGUUUACUUUCACACCUGAAGAAGGGAGAUAGACCACCGAAACCGGAAUACGCCGAUCAAAAAAUGUAUGGCCUGAUGAAGAAAUGCUGGAAUGAAACUCCAAAGAAAAGGCCGUCUUUUGCCAAAGUACGUGCAGAACUUGAGACACUGUUCGUGUCAUCGGGCGGUGACGAGUUUUACUACGACAACAAAUUCAUCUAUGAUAACAAAGUAUAGAAAAUGCAGAAAAUAUGUUGAUUUUAAAAAUAAUAACAGGAGAAUAUUUCAACACAUUGAGAAAGCACCCCAUUAUCUCGUGAUAAAUCGCCAUGAAUAUCAUAAACUUUCAUAAACCUAUCAACUUUGCGAUACAGGCGCUUCUCUCUCUAAUCAUGCAGGAAAUAGUGGGGUGUUUUCGGAAAUAAUGAAAAAUCGGAUAAGAAUCCUUAAAUCGCUUUUAACUAAAGCGAACUGAUUUUAUUUGACUUAAUUGUGUUUAAAUGUUUCCACCAGAAAGACUUUAUGCGUUCCAAUCAUGCCAAAAUAUGGUAAGCCGCGAGCUAUAAGAUUUAAUCGUCUUUCCUAUUAAGGGAUUUAUCCCCUUCCCUUACGUGCUUAAUUUCACUUCUGUGAAAAAGUUGUUUAUUUCCAUUAUUUGCUAUUUCAUUUGUUUUAUUUCCAUUAUGUGCUAUUUCAU